UUGUGUAUAACCAGAGGAAAUUGUUACAGUCAGUGCUACUCCCCUCAGUUGAAAAUAUUAGAGCGACCCGGCACAUUUCCUAACAUUAUCGCCCUCGUUGCCCUGACAUCGCCGGCGUUUAAAUGCGCCAAUAGCUCCUUUUCGAUGUUCGGUCAGUGCUUGACACGAUGCGGACCUUUAUCAGAUUAUUAUAAACGAUUACACAGGUAUAGUGCUAGCAGGUUAGCCGGUUGAAAGCACCCAGGCUGGCGUUUAUUGGGACUGCCAGUAAGACGCGCUGCUUCAUCAUUUCCUCGUUUCGCGGAUCGGGAACAAAUCCAGACGUGCCGUGUCUGGACGCGCUUAUGUUUCAGUAUUUUAAUGACGAUGGAGCUUUUUCAAGCUAAGGAUCAUUAUAUUCUCCAGAGCGGAGAUAACGCGCUGUGGUGCAGCAGGAAGGAUGGAUCUAUGACCGUGAGACCGGCAACUGACCUGCUGCAUGCCUGGAACCCUGUCUGUUUGGGCCUUGUGGAGGGAGUUAUUGGAAAAAUACAGCUUCAUGCUGAUCUUCCCCUGGGCCUGAUUCUGAUUCGCCAGAAAGCGCUGGUGGGCCUGUUGCCAGGAGACCACAAAGUGUACAAGAUCACCAAGAUAGUAGUCAUUCCACUCUCUGAGGACGAACCACAAGACCUGGAAUUAGAGCUCUGUAAAAAGCACCAUUUUGGAAUCAACAAACCAGAGAAAAUCACCCAGUCACCGGAUGAGUCCAAGUUCCUGCUGAAGACACUGAAUCAGAUCAAAUCUAAUGUUGCCGUUCCCAUCAAGAAAAAGGUCAAAGAGAAUAAAGAGAAGGAACGUCUGGAGAAGAGGCUGCUUGAUGAGCUGUAUAAGAUAUUCAUGGACUCGGAUUCAUUCUACUAUAGUCUGACCUAUGACCUUACCAAUACAGUCCAGCGACAGGGAGCGUUAGGCAAGUCAGAGCAACCCCUCUGGAAAAGGGUAGAUGAUCGAUUCUUCUGGAACAAGCACAUGGUCAAAGAUCUCAUCGACUUGCAGGUGCCUCAGGUGGACCUCUGGUUGAUUCCAGUCAUCCAAGGCUUUGUGCAGGUAGAAGAGCUGGUGGUGAAUUACAAUGAAAGCUCUGAUGAAGAGAAAAGCAGCCCAGAUACGCCUCUGCACGAACCCACCUGUGUGGAUGACAUUCACCCGCGCUUUACCGUGGCCCUUAUCUCCAGACGAAGCCGUCACCGUGCAGGAAUGCGAUACAAGAGGAGGGGGGUGGACACAGACGGACAUGUGGCCAAUUAUGUGGAGACGGAGCAGCUAAUCCACGUGCAUAGUCAUACGCUGUCAUUUGUACAGACACGAGGCUCUGUUCCUGUGUUCUGGAGCCAAGCGGGAUAUCGCUAUAACCCCAGACCGCGGAUAGAGAAAGGCGAGAAGGAAACCAUGCCUUAUUUUGCCUCUCACUUUGACCGGCAACUGGAGAUUUACAAAAAACUGGUCAUCAUUAACUUAGUCGACCAAAAUGGACGUGAGAAGAUGAUCGGUGAUACGUUUCUCAAACAAGUGCUUCUGUACAACAACCCCAACCUAACAUACGUUUCAUUUGAUUUCCAUGAACACUGUCGAGGGAUGAAGUUUGAGAAUGUUCAGACUCUCACCGAUGCUAUCUCUGAUAUCAUCACUGACAUGAGAUGGGCCUGGGUGGACCAAGCAGGAGUCAUCUGCCAACAGGAGGGCAUCUUCCGGGUUAACUGCAUGGAUUGCCUGGACAGAACUAACGUGGUACAGGCUGCAAUCGCCCGUGUCGUCAUGGAACAGCAGCUGAAAAAACUGGGUGUAAUGCCACCCGAGCAGCCGCUGCCCCUCAAGUGUUACAGGAUCUAUCAGAUGAUGUGGGCCAACAAUGGAGACACCAUUAGCCGUCAGUACGCUGGCACAGCUGCCCUGAAGGGAGAUUUCACACGGACAGGAGAGCGAAAGUUAGCGGGCGUGAUGAAGGAUGGUGUGAACUCAGCUAAUCGGUACUAUCUGAACCGCUUCAGAGACGCCUACCGGCAGGCCGUCAUUGACCUCAUGAUGGGCCUUCCAGUAACAGAAGACCUGUAUUCCAUCUUCAGCAAAGAGAAGGAACAUGAGGAGAAAGAAAAGGAGAGUCAAAGAGGAGCUCAGGAGCAGGUCAGCCUCCUGCUGCAAACAUACAUGCAGCUGCUGUUGCCUGAAGAUGAGAAGUUUCAUGGCGGUUGGGCCCUGAUUGACUGCGAUCCAAGUCUCAUAGACGCCACGCAUAAAGAUGUUGACGUUCUUCUGCUGCUGUCCAACUGUGCAUAUUAUGUAGCCUACUACGAUGAGGAAGCAGACAAAGUCAACCAGUACCAGAGACUCAACUUAGAAGGUCUCGAAAAGAUUGAAAUUGGUCCAGAACCAACACUGUUUGGUAAACCUAAAUACUGCUGCAUGCGUCUGCAUUAUAUGAACGGUGAGGUAAGCGGUUACUUCCACACGCUGAGAGCUGUCACACGGAAUCCAGAGGAUGAUGGGAAAGACACACUCCAGUGCAUAGCUGAAAUGCUUCUUAUUACAAAGCAAGCAAUGGGACUCGACGUCCAGGUUGUUGAAAAGAAACUGGAGAGGAGGCACAGUAAACCUCAUGAGGAUAUAAUGGGAAUUCAAGGCAAAGCUGUGGAUCAAGUCCUCGGAUCUGGUUUGGCUCAGGGCAAAAGUUUCCUCAUGAACAAGUUCUCAACACUAAACCAGAAAGUGAAGCAGACGAAGACUAACGUCAACAUUGGAAACUUCAAGCCGUUGGGAAGACUAGGGACCUUUUCAAAGCCAGAGGUCAAGGUGAACUUCUUGAAGCCCACCUUGCAUGUGAACCUUUGGAAAUCUGACAGCAGUUUGGAGACUUCUGACGUCAAAGCUGGUUCGGGAGCCCGUAAAGAUGCGCAUUCUGAAGAAAUGUCCUCAGAUUCGGAUUCCUACAACUCGGACGAGCAGCCGUGCACGGGCUCUCGGGAGAACGUAGACUAUGUGCUUCCUAGCUGUGGAAUCGUAGUAUCUGCACCACGCCUUUCCAGUCGCUCGCAGUCUAUUAGCAGCGUUGAGAUUGCGUUGCCCUCCAUCAUCCGAGUCACGGGCUGCGAUAACAAAACUGCAGAUACCUUGUCGGUUGGACUAUAUGACUCUCCUGGUGCGGCCUCUGAAGCAGAGGAGGCCAUUCUGAUUGACUUUGGGACACCCAUUGAUGCCUACUGCCACCAGUUUGUCCAGGAUGCAAAGACCAAACCAAUAGAGGUGUUUGAGGAUGUGGCCCAACCACCCAAACCACAAGAACCUCAAGGCACCAAAGCCCCAGCUCCAGAUGCAAAACUCGGUUCUUCGCUUUCCCAACAGCAGCUCCAUCGGCCUUCUCAGCUUGAGGUGGAUCCUUCGUUCUCCGGAGGAAAUCUUCUGACAGUCCAGCCUUCAGGUUCUGCAACGUCAUGCGGGUCACAAAAGAGUCUUGAAGGCAAUACAGGAGCCUCCCCGGCAGACGCUAAUGGAAGCCGCGUCGUGUCACCCUUCGCUAAGAUCAAGAGCUCUAUGGUUCAGGUGGCUAGUUUGACCCAGGCCGGACUUACCCAAGGCAUUAAUUUUGCCGUGGCGAAAGUACAGAAAAGCCCAGAGCCGGAAGCUGUCAACGAGACUCAAGAAAAUGAAUUGCGAGCGAUGUUUACACAGUGCCAGACCAGGAUCAUUCAGAUAUAA
Triplophysa rosa is the source of this 3729-nucleotide messenger RNA. RefSeq names its product inositol polyphosphate-5-phosphatase F (gene inpp5f). The record is from RefSeq and is a predicted model, not a curated record. Gene Ontology annotation, cellular component: early endosome; clathrin-coated endocytic vesicle. Lineage: Eukaryota; Metazoa; Chordata; Actinopteri; Cypriniformes; Nemacheilidae. Gene Ontology annotation, molecular function: phosphatidylinositol-4-phosphate phosphatase activity. The transcript is spliced from 20 exons. Bases 361 to 3729 code for a protein of 1122 amino acids. Gene Ontology annotation, biological process: phosphatidylinositol dephosphorylation; regulation of endocytic recycling.